CGUGCUGCCGUUAUCAUUAUCGCUUCCGCUCCAUCAGAGAAACUGAAGAGGUAACCCCAACCGAACCACGCCAUAGAGAGAGAAACAAAGAAAAAAGAACAAACUUAGAGAGAGAAACACACAAAGAUCCGCGGCGUCAUGGACGGUGGUGCUGACGCGUGGAGCGUGCCAGCUUGGGGAGCCAGCAGCGCCAACGCUGCUCCUCACGAUAACAGAAUACUUAACAGAAUAAUGCUCCGAUUUCGGCCGAUCGCACCCAAACCUGUCGCCGGAGGCUCUCUCCCUUCCUCCGGUGAAGCUCAAGGUAGCAACGGCAAGGCUCCACUCACCGGAAAAAGAGCGAAGAGGAAGUACGUUAGGGUUCGCAGAAACAGUGUUAGCGAGAGAAAGAACAACGAUAAAUCUCACGAGAAAUUAGGUGAAACAAGCGAAAACGUCGCGGUUGUUACCCUCCAGCUGAUGCCGGAGAAGGAGGAUCCGAAACAACACUCCCUCGCCGGAGAUUCGUGGUGUAAGAACGUUGAUCUCGACCUAACCGUGGAGAAUAUCCAGAUCCUCGAUAAUAACCUGGAGCCACCGCGCGUGGCGGCGAAUCUUGACUCGGUUAAGGUUCUAGAUCCACUUCCUCCGCCGUCGCUGGCGGCGGUCGAGUCCUGGGUGACGGUUGAGAGCGUGACAGGCACGUGCAUGGGGGAAGGCGAGGGAGCAAGAGGAAUAGGAAUAGGUUGUUGUACGGACGCUGAGAUGGUGAAGAGCUUAGAGGAUGACACGUGUCCAGCGUUCGUUUCGGACGGUUACUUCAGGGUUGGGUGGGUGAACGAGGCGUUCAAGAAGAUGGUGGCGAGUGAGGGAAACGGUUUGCCGUUGGUGUGGGUGAAGGUGAAGGAUAACGCUGCGUGGUGCUUUUGCUAUUCUUACCCGGCGUUCACCUGCGGGGUGAGACUGCAGUACACGUGGCGGAACGAGAAGUGCACGAAGAUGGUGCCGUGUGAUGUUUGGAGAUUGGAAAGUGGCGGCUUUGCAUGGAGGCUGGACGUGAAAGCUGCACUCAGCUUGGGUCUCUGAAUAAAUAAAUAAAAAAAAGAAUGCAACAUGAAAUAAUGUAUCCUUUUUCUCUAUACUUAUGGUAGAAUUAGAUAUAGCUCUUCUAGUUGUGUGUGUGUGGAUUGAGGAUAAGCAUAAGCACCUCUCCCCCAUUAUGGUUUGUGCAUUAUUCUAGUUUAAGAGUUUUCUUCAGAUCCUGAGUGAAGACAAAUAAGAAGUAAAAGAUAAAAAGAUAAAAAAAAGGAAGUGUGUUAGUCUUUAAUUAGAAGAGUGAUGAGUGGAGGAAUUAAGAGUGGAAGGAAGGAAGAUUAUGAGGGGUAAAUUGGGAUUUGAGGUAUCUUGGGAAUUGGGAGAGGAGGAGAAAAAAGUAAAACGUAUGAGAGCACAACAUGCAAAGUGCUCUCUCUAUUACUCUACUAAAAAGCAAUUAAGUUUAGUGUGUGUAUUAACUAUUGUCCAUCCAAGACAUUGCAUCUCAUGAAAAAUGUAUAGUAGGUAGAUAUUUAUAUUUGUCGUUAUCUAUGUCUAUAUAUAUAUAUAUGCAUGAAUAAUGAACUUACUUUAUGUGUUAAUGACUCUAGUAUAGAGUAUAGAGAAGAUGAGUAGAGGCAAAUGAUGUUGUGUUAAAUUAGAUUAAUCUUCUAUUUAAUUAUGUGGGGCAAUGUGUUGUUAGGCAAGGCUCCAAAAGAAUCUGAACUUGCUUCUCUGGUUUUAUUUGA
Arachis duranensis is the source of this 1763-nucleotide messenger RNA. RefSeq lists its product as uncharacterized. The transcript has a single exon. Bases 139 to 1065 code for a protein of 308 amino acids. NCBI's taxonomy places the organism in Eukaryota, Viridiplantae, Streptophyta, Magnoliopsida, Fabales, Fabaceae. The record is from RefSeq and is a predicted model, not a curated record.